This is a messenger RNA of Xyrauchen texanus (razorback sucker), 1659 nucleotides long. Its product is annotated as aurora kinase B-like. The transcript has 9 exons. Gene Ontology annotation, biological process: mitotic centrosome separation; meiotic spindle organization; mitotic spindle organization. Gene Ontology annotation, cellular component: spindle midzone; chromosome passenger complex; spindle pole centrosome. Gene Ontology annotation, molecular function: protein kinase activity; ATP binding. NCBI's taxonomy places the organism in Eukaryota, Metazoa, Chordata, Actinopteri, Cypriniformes, Catostomidae. The record is from RefSeq and is a predicted model, not a curated record. The coding region runs from base 202 to 1425 and encodes 407 amino acids.
CGAGCGCCGCUAGCGAUAAACGUUAGCGCUCUAGCAAAUCAAUCUAUUAUUCGAUGAAUCCUUUCUAUAUUAAUCAUCACACACGAUCGAUUUGUGAAUGGUGAUUAUUAAAGCUUAAUUAACACGGCGUGGGGGAAAUAAUCGUGUUUAUAUUCGUGUUUUGAGGAGGAUUUGUCGUGAGGAAACGGCUGACUUGAGGAUAUGGAUUCUGCUGCAAGAACUAAAUCGAGCAAAGACUUGAAGAUUCAGCGACCUGAAAAUGAGAAGAUAUCUGGCAGUGGACCCAAAAGAGUUCCAGUUGCGCAGGGUGUUCAGAAGCCUGUAACGACGCCUCACACGCGUGUGCUGGGCAUGGCACAAGGGCCGCAGCGGAUUCAGCGGCCAGCGAGUCAGCAGAAACCCGUUACACCCACAGUUCCUGUGAAAACCUCCUGCCCUGGAGACCAGAACAUCCACCCUGAGCAAUCCAAAACACCCUUGCAAAAUAAACCACAGCAGAACCAACCAAAACCAAAUGUCCAGAACGCCGUUACUGCAGCCGAGUCCAGCAAACAGGACAAACCUCCCCAAACGCCUGCCAAUGCAAUGUCCAAUAGUGCCAAGAAAGCGUGGAGUUUAGAGAACUUUGACAUUGGCCGAGCUCUGGGCAAAGGCAAGUUUGGUAGCGUGUAUCUGGCCAGAGAACGUCAGACGAAAUUCAUUCUGGCGCUCAAGGUCCUGUUUAAGAAGCAGCUGGAGAAAGCGGGUGUGGAGCAUCAGCUGCGGAGAGAGGUGGAGAUCCAGUCCCAUCUCAGACACCCAAACAUCCUGCGUCUCUAUGGUUACUUCCACGACACGGCCCGUGUUUACCUCAUCCUGGAGUUUGCUCCUAAAGGAGAACUGUAUGGAGAGCUCAAGCGCUGCGGGACGUUUGAUGACCAAAGAAGUGCCACCUAUAUAAUGGAGCUUGCCGAUGCUCUGAGCUACUGUCACUCAAAGAACGUGAUCCACAGAGACAUUAAACCCGAGAAUCUGCUGCUGGGUGCCAACGGAGAGCUCAAGAUCGCAGACUUUGGGUGGUCUGUGCACACUCCCUCAUCCAGGAGAUCAACGCUGUGUGGGACACUGGACUAUCUCCCGCCAGAGAUGAUUGAAGGCAAGACUCAUGAUGAGAAGGUGGAUCUGUGGAGUCUUGGAGUGCUCUGCUACGAGUUUCUGGUCGGCCGUCCACCUUUUGAAACCAAGAGCCAUGAAGAGACUUACCGCAAGAUUUCCAGAGUUGAGUUUACUUACCCAGCACACGUGAGUGAAGGCAGCAGAGAUCUGAUCAAUAGACUACUGAAGCACAACCCCAUGCACAGACUGCCCAUCCAGGGGGUCAUGGUGCACCCGUGGGUCGUGGAGAACUCCAUUAAGAAGCCAACCACUCACACAGCCGCCGAUUAAAGACUGCGCUGGUUUAGCUGCUUUGAACUAUGGGAACAAAGACUGAUGGAGUAAACAACAUUUGUAUGUAACGUGUUGUGCUGUUUAAAUAUGUAAUUGUUAAUAAGACACACAUUGUAAAGUUUUAACCAUUACUUGAAACAAUAAAUGUUUUUGUUAUUAUAAGGGAUUUCAAUCGUGAGAUUUUGAUGUAUAUCACCAACUGAUAUUGUGCUUGGAAUAAAUUAUGUUUUC